AUGGACGUCGGCGCCAUGUUCUCCCAGGCGAUGGGGGGCUUUAGCCUAGAGACCAUAAUGAAGAACAACGACAUAUCCCGGCGCACCCAGCGCCACCUCGCAGCGGUGUACCGAAACCUCUUCUACGCCUCCCUCUUCGCCACGCUGGGCGCCAUCGCGCAGCUCAACUACGACCUGGAUGGCCUCCUGGUUCGCUUCGGCCUCCUCGGCCUCACCGUCUGGCUCUCCGUCAGCACAAGGCCCGAGAAGGACCGCCAGAUGAUGUUCGCGGGCGUCGCGGCGCUCUCGGGCAUCACGACGGGCUCCCUCGUCGAGAUCGCGCUCGCGGUCGACCCGGCCAUCGUCGUCGCGGCGGUCGGGUCCACCGCCGCCAUCUUUGGCUGCCUGUCGUACGCCGCGCUGUCCUCCCCGCGCCGGUCCUACUUCUACCUCGCCGGCCUCAUCUCCUCCGCCACCACCGUCUUCCUCGGCCUCUCCGUCGCCCUCUGGUUCUUCCCCUCCCGCUCCGUCGACAUGUACGCCAUGCACCUCUAUUUUUCGCUCGCGUGCUUCCUCGGGUACGUCAUCCUCGACACCCAGGUCAUCAUCGAGCGCUCCGAGACCUCCCCGGCCUCCGCCGACGUCGUCCGGGACUCCCUGAAGCUCUUCCUGGACCUGGCGGCCAUCCUGCAGCGGAUCAUCGUCGUGAUGCUCCGGAACAGCCAGCGGCGGGACGAGCGCCGGGACCGCGACCGCCGCAGCCGGGGGACCUACGCGCGCGCCGGGCGGGCGUGGUAG
This is a messenger RNA of Pedinophyceae sp. YPF-701, 777 nucleotides long. The record is from the annotation of a GenBank genome assembly. Lineage: Eukaryota; Viridiplantae; Chlorophyta; Pedinophyceae.